Aphidius gifuensis is the source of this 2899-nucleotide messenger RNA. RefSeq names its product transferrin-like (gene Tsf3). Bases 225 to 2327 code for a protein of 700 amino acids. The record is from RefSeq and is a predicted model, not a curated record. The transcript has 12 exons. Gene Ontology annotation, cellular component: early endosome; plasma membrane; recycling endosome. Lineage: Eukaryota; Metazoa; Arthropoda; Insecta; Hymenoptera; Braconidae. Gene Ontology annotation, biological process: iron ion transport.
UAUUGCGUAUGUAUUUUUUUUUUUUGCAUACAUUUUAUUCUUUUUUAAUUAUCAAAAAGUAAACACAUACUUGUUAAUCUUGUUAUAAUAAAUUAACACAAAGCACAAAAACUUUCUUAAAAUAUAUCAAGUUAGAUAAGUUCAUUUGAAUUUUAAUGUUUUUUACAAGAACAAGGCGACCAAGAGUGUAUUAUAUUUGUAGAAAUUGAAUAUAAAAAACAAAUAUGCCUAUUAAGUUGAGGUUAAGUUCAAUGAACUUGAUAUCAACAUGUCGAUUUUUAUGGAUUAUCAAUCAAUAUUUAUCGAUGAUCAUAAUAUUUUCAUCAAUAUCUGUCACUAGUUUGUCAACAUUCAUAAGUGAUCAGCCAAAAAACAAUUUGACAUUAUGUAUUGUUGGAAGUCCAAAUUCUAAUGACAAUAUUAAAAAAUAUUGUCCAAACAUGUAUGAAGGCCAUAUCAACUGUAAAAUUGUUAAAGACAGAAGUGACUGUAUAAGACAGUUGAUUGCUGGUGUUGCUGAUUUUACAGUUUUAGAAGCUGAAGAUUUAUCAGUUACUCAAAAAUUUGCUGAAGGAAAUGUUUUUGUUACACAUGAAUUACGAGUUUUUGCUGAGAAACCAGCAAGUGUUGACAUGGUAGUAUUGGUAAAUGGAAAUAUUAAUAGUAUUGCUGAUAUAAAAGGUAAAAACUUUUGUCAUCCAGGAUUUGAUGCAAAUGAAAAUUGGACUCCACUUUUUUCUGAUUAUUUUCAAGAACAAAUUGUACCCACCAAGUGUAAACCAGGUAUGACACUGUUGGAAACUAAAAUAGCAGCUAUAUCAAAUUAUUUUAAUGCAGCAUGUUUUGCUGGUAAAUGGACCAGUGAUAAAAUUUUUGAUGAAAAAUUGAAAGCUAAAUACAGCAACUUGUGUGAACUCUGUGAAUCUGGAUGUGGCAUUGGUGAUAUGUAUCAUGGACGUACUGGUGCAUUAGUCUGUUUGACUGAAAACAUUGGUGACAUUGCCUGGGUCAGACUUGAUGAUGCAUUUCGUCAUUUCAAAACUGAUAAUACAAACAGAACACUGUACAAAUAUCUGUGCUCUGAUGGAUCAAUGAGAGAAGUUGAUGGUGGUGUACCAUGCGUAUGGAUAUCAAAACCAUCACCAGUCAUUGCAGCAAGAAAAGAACCAGCUCAUGAAAUAAUGCAAUUGAUUGAAUCAACUAAGAGAUGGAGAUGCAAAUGGCAGCUGGAGUUAAUGUCACUAUUGGCAAAUUAUGUUGUCACUCCUUAUGGACUUGGUGGACUUAAAACAAUCGAGUCAUAUUUAAACAACUAUGAUGAACGUGCAUUUCUUUUAGAUGAUUGUUCAUCAUCAAUAAAAUGGUGUAUAUCAUCAAAUCUUGAAGAAAAAAAAUGCCAAUGGCUCAAAGAAUAUUCGUACUAUCAUGGUAUUAAACCAGGAAUUGCUUGUAUUCAACAACAAAAUAAAAAAAAUUCUAUUGAAGCUGUUUUAAAUAGACAAUGUGAUGUGUUCGUAGCAAAACCUGAAGAUUUACAACCAAAAUCCGGUCUCAAACCAAUACUGGAAAUAUUACCUAGCGAAAAAAAUUCAUAUGAAUUACGUAAAAUUGGAAUUGUUGUUAUGAAAAAUUCUCCAUAUAAAAAAAUUGAAGAUUUACGAGGUAAAAAAGCAUGCAUGACUGGCUAUAAAAGCAUAGGAUGGAAUUCUUUUUAUGGAGUGAUGAGAAAUAAAAGUUCUGAUAGUUUUUGGAGAUGUGAAAGCUCAGAAGCUGUGUAUAAAUUUUUUGAGACCAUUAUAUUUCCAAAAGGUGAAUCGAAAUAUGAUGUUAAAAGUACAUAUGAAUGUUUAACGAGUGGAAUAGGUGAUGUUGCCAUUGUGGAUCUUCGUGAUAUUUUUUAUUUGAAUAAAGAAUAUUUAAAAACUAUUUGUAUUGAUGGAUCAAAUGAUCCUCAGUGUAUUUUAUCAUGGACAAGUCUUGGAUCGGUUGUUGUCAAUGAACACAUGUCAAUUGCUAGACGUGAAAAUAUAAAAUUAUUAUUUGAAGAACUUGAUACAUGGUUUGGAUCAAAAACAAUUGGUCAAACACCAGUUAUUUCACUUUAUGGAUCUUUUGAUUCAACUGACAGUAUUAUAUUUCCAGCCAAAUCAGAGAAUUUAAAAAGUGACACAAGCUACUUGUCACUUCCACAUCAUUAUCGUGAUAUUCUAGACGAAUUAUCAGCUGAAAAUGAUGAUGACGAUGCUUGCAGCUCAGCCAUUUCAGUGUUUAAUAAUGUCAUUAUUCUCAUGACAGUUUUAAUAAUUUCUUUAACAAGAUUUUUAUAAAAACCUCUUUAUUUUAAUCAGUGAUAUACUUAACUCGAUGCCAAAUGCAUUUAACUAUUAUAUUUUAAUAUAUUCAACAUAUAAUUAUAUAUUUUUCUAAGUAUCAAUUAUUACGUGCUUAACUAGAACAUUUUACGAAAACUACAACUGUUUUAUUUUUAUAACUUUUCUCAAGGACGGAAUUGUUUCAGCUUAAAAAAUUUAAUAAAUAUAUAUUUUAGUGUACGGAUAAAUAUUUCAACAAUAUUUCUAAUUCAGAUGAAAUAUCAUUCUGUUGUUGAUGACAAUAUUGAGAUUUAAGUUUAUGAAUUUCAACUGUGCCAUUAUCCAAUCCAAGUGCCUGAGAAAAAAAAACUUCCAUUUAUUUUCAUUGAUACUUAAAUAAACGUUAAAAUAAAAAAUAAAUUAAUACCAUGUAUUGAUUGGCCAUGUCGUAUUUAUUUCUACAUGGUGACAAUUGGAUACUACUGAUGUGCACCAAUUUAUUUGGUAAAAUGGUAGUUAUUGGAAUAAUAUCACUCUUUGCCAAAUCCCAAAGAUAAAUUCUGCAAAAAAUAAAAUAAUUUUAAUAA